Molecule: messenger RNA, 6409 nt
Organism: Chiroxiphia lanceolata (lance-tailed manakin)
Lineage: Eukaryota; Metazoa; Chordata; Aves; Passeriformes; Pipridae
Gene: ARHGAP26
Product: Rho GTPase activating protein 26
Biological process (GO): signal transduction
Cellular component (GO): cytoplasm
Molecular function (GO): GTPase activator activity; protein binding
Source: RefSeq, a predicted model, not a curated record
GGCCCCGCUCCGCCCGGCUCGGCCCGGCCUGGCCCGGCACCGCGCUCCCACCGGCUCCCCGCACGGCCGGCUGCGCGCCUCGCCUUAGCAAACCUUUGAUUUUUUUUUUUCCUUUUUCCCCGGUUUCUUGCCGGUUUCCCCCCGCGGUGCCCGGCAGCAUGGGGCUGCCGGCGCUGGAGUUCAGCGAGUGCUGCUUAGACAGCCCGCAGUUCCGGGAGAGGCUGCGCUCCCACGAGGCCGAGCUGGACAAGACCAACAAGUUCAUCAAGGAGCUCAUCAAGGACGGGAAGUCGCUCGUCGCCGCCCUCAAAAACCUGUCGGCCGCCAAGCGCAAGUUUGCGGAUUCCCUCAAUGAGUUCAAAUUCCGCUGCAUCGGCGACGCCGAAACGGAUGAUGAGAUCUGCAUAGCCAAGUCUCUGCAGGAGUUUGCCACGGUGCUGCGGAACCUGGAGGACGAGCGGAUGCGCAUGAUCGAGAAUGCCAGUGAGGUGCUGAUCACGCCGCUGGAGAAGUUCCGCAAGGAGCAGAUCGGGGCUGCCAAGGAUGCCAAAAAGAAAUACGACAAGGAGACUGAGAAGUAUUGUGGUGUCCUAGAAAAGCACUUGAACUUGUCUUCUAAGAAGAAAGAAUCCCAGCUUCAGGAGGCAGACAGCCAGGUGGACCAGGUUCGCCAGCAUUUCUACGAAGUCUCUCUAGAGUACGUCUUCAAGGUGCAAGAGGUCCAGGAGAGGAAGAUGUUUGAGUUUGUGGAACCUCUGCUGGCAUUUCUGCAGGGGCUUUUCACGUUCUACCACCAUGGCUACGAGCUUGCAAAGGACUUCAGCGAUUUCAAGACAGAGCUGACGAUCAGCAUCCAGAACACAAGAAACCGUUUUGAAGGAACAAGAUCAGAGGUUGAAGCUUUGAUGAAGAAGAUGAAGGAGAAUCCUCAUGAGCACAAAAACAUCAGCCCUUACACGAUGGAGGGUUAUCUCUACGUGCAGGAGAAGCGUCACUUUGGGACUUCCUGGGUGAAGCAUUACUGCACGUACCAGAGGGAAUCGAAGCGGAUCACGAUGGUACCAUUUGACCAGAAAUCAGGAGGAAAAGGGGGAGAAGACGAAGCUGUUACCCUGAAAUCCUGCACACGGCGGAAAACAGACUCGAUCGAGAAGAGGUUUUGCUUUGAUGUGGAAGCUGUGGAUCGGCCGGGCGUCAUCACCAUGCAGGCGCUUUCGGAAGAAGACCGGAGGCUGUGGAUGGAGGCAAUGGAUGGCCGGGAACCGGUGUACAACUCAAACAAGGACAACCAGAGCGAAGGCACUGCCCAGCUGGACAGUAUCGGCUUCAGCAUCAUCAAGAAGUGCAUCCAUGCUGUGGAAACAAGAGGGAUCAAUGAGCAGGGUCUCUACCGGAUUGUUGGAGUAAACUCCAGAGUUCAAAAGCUGCUCAGUAUAUUAAUGGAUCCUAAAACAGCCACAGAGACAGAUACAGAGAUCUGUGCAGAGUGGGAGAUCAAGACCAUUACAAGUGCACUGAAAACAUACCUGAGAAUGCUCCCAGGGCCCCUCAUGAUGUACCAGUUUCAAAGGAGCUUCAUCAAAGCAGCGAAACUGGAGAAUCAGGAGUCCAGAGUCUCAGAGAUCCACAACCUCGUUCAUCGGCUCCCGGAGAAAAACAGGCAGAUGCUGCAGUUGCUCAUGAACCACUUGGCAAAAGUUGCAGAUAAUCACAAGCAGAACCUGAUGACUGUUGCUAAUCUGGGUGUGGUGUUUGGGCCGACACUGCUGCGACCUCGAGAAACAGUCGCUGCCAUUAUGGACAUCAAAUUCCAGAACAUCGUGAUUGAAAUUUUAAUAGAAAACCAUGAGAAGAUAUUUAACACGGUGCCAGAGACUCUGGCGUCGAACUCACAGCUGCUGUUAUCCCGCAAGAAGAGCAUGGACUCGAAGCCUCCCUCCUGCAGCGAGCGGCCGCUGACGCUCUUCCACACGCCCCAGCCCAACGAGAAGCAGGAGAACAGGAACAGUAUCAUCAACUCCAGCCUGGAAUCCGUCAUCUCUUCAAAUGUAAACAGCUUCCUCAACUCCAACAGCGCUCCCCAGCCCAGCCACUCAAGUGAUCUUGAACUAGAAGUAAUUAAACCCAACAGGCCAAAUUCCCCUCCCCAAAAUCCAAGCCCAACGUCACCCCUCUCACCGUCCUGGCCCAUGUUCUCUGCGCCAUCAAGUCCUAUGCCCACCUCCUCUACGUCCAGCGACUCAUCCCCCAUCAGCUCCCCACUGCGCAAAGCCCGCGCACUCUACGCCUGCAAAGCCGAGCACGACUCAGAGCUCUCCUUCACGGCCGGCACCGUGUUUGACAACGUUCACCCAUCCCAGGAGCCUGGCUGGCUGGAAGGGACCCUCAAUGGCAAGACAGGAUUGAUCCCCGAGAACUAUGUGGAGUUCCUAUAACUGUGGGUUUGUGCAGCACCACUGCUGAGUGUUCCAUGGUAUCCAUGGCGGAGUCCUGCAGGCCCCUGUGUGACGUGGGGUGAGGACAUCCCUGUGCCCGCUGGAUGGAUGUUUGUGUGGAUCAUGACAUGCUCCUCUCCUCCCGGUGUGCGCUCCAGGGCUGCAUGGGAGCAGUCCUGGGGAGAUGGAGAGAUGCCCGAAGCCCGUAUCCCAGUGAUGAGAAAACCAGGAAAGGGACAGCUCCACACUGCAGCCAAGUGCUCCAAGGGGCCAAGUCUGCAGACUGUGAAUGGCACAAGAGCCCCCGAGCUGGGUGUUCCUCACAGCAGGACCGUUCACUGGCUGCAUGGAGCAUCAGUGGGAGCUGUGGGACCCCCACUCACCAGUGUUCCUGCCAAGGAGGAGCGGCCAGCAGCGAGUCCUGUGCUCCCAGAUCCUUCCCUGCAUUCCAGCCAGCCUGAACGACACUCUCCAUGCUGCCAGGGAGCACCCUGACCUUGGGGGCAGGGGAAGGGUUGGGGUGCUUUUGGCUGACACCAAACCCCAGGCUGGGGCUGCAGCAGUGCUUUGAGGGGGCCGAGCCCCCCGUGGUGGCUGGGGCAGCCCUGGUGAGGCGACCGCCCUCCUCGUGCCACCGCAGUGCCGGGUCCUGCAGGCGAGAGCGAGCCCUGGGUGGGCUCUGUGGGGGCUCAGGGUUGGUGGGGCUCAGCAGGUGCUGGCAUGGCAGAGUAAGGAUAUUUUGGACCAAACCUCUCAAGCUCUUUUUUUUUUUUUUUAAGGAUUUCGAUUUUUGUGAGAUAAACCUCAGUGCUGGGUGAGGUGAGCAGCCCACACUGCCUUCCUGGUGCAGCCCCAGACAAACCCUGCUGUUUUUUGGCUAUUUGGUACCUCCACUUCCCAAUUCCCAUUGCACAGACACGUCCAUGCUCCCACCAGUGCCCAGGCCGCUGAUGUGCCGUGUUGAAGCUGUGUCUGCCACUCUCCAGCACUGUUUUUUAGGCAUCUCCUUGCUUGCAGCCUGGUGUGUUGUCUGUCCGUGCCAAGUCUGUGCAGUGCUGCUUGUGCAAGGUGAAUUAUUUCCAUCCUCACAGAGCAUUUGCUGUUGGUGUGGUCAACCUGGGGUCUGUGGAGAGCAAAGGACGAGCCCUUCAGCUCCAUCUGCCCUCAGAGGAUGCUCCUGCUCCGUGUACACACUGCGAGGGCUCAGCAGAGCGAAUGUGCAAGUCCCUCAUCAUUCCAGAUCAUUUUUACGGGGGAGGGUGGAAGAAGGAGCCCUGUUUGACUGCAGAACCAGGAUAUUGAGAGCUGGAAUUAUUAUAUUUUAUAAAAGAAAGUCUCAAAAGAACCCCCAGCCCAUGGUGGUGAGUCCUGCACCAAAGCGCCGCUGCCGCCGCCCUGGGGAUGGAUGUCGUGGCUUUUUGUAAUAAUUUUUAAGACUCUGAGUGACUGAAUUGCUGUAUGUGUCACUUUUUAUUUUUGAAAGAAUUAAUGUAUAAAUAGAGUAUCUUAAAAUAUUAUGAGGGAAAGAUCUAUAUUUGAUAUUUUUAGAAGAGCUGUAAUGAGAGAAGUGAAGGACAUUUGAAACCUGUCACAGAGACACUCCCAAACACCCUGAUCCCCCACCUCCCCCAGCCUUGGGCUGCUGCUUCGUUUGCUCUGUGGUGUCACUGAGAGAGGAGGGAGCUGAAAUUUCAGCCUUCUUCACGUUUCUUCCACAGUAAUUAAACUUCCUGGGCUUUUGUCUUGGGGGAAAAAAAAAGAGGAAAAAGUCAAUCAUUUUUUUUCUGCUUUCCGUGGCAGGCAGCACAGAUUGUUCCCACGGGAUCACACCCUCUCCAUAACACCCCAGUGCUCGGGGGAUGCUCUGUGCUCCUCACCUGCCUGGUGUGGUUUGGGCAGGGGUGAAGUUCCCCACCUGCCUGGUGGUCUCUGCUCUGAGGUGUUGGAAGAAGAGGGUGAGAGGUUUGUAGGGAUAAUGCCAGUGUUUCAGUGGCACAUUGCUGGUUCAUGUCCAUCCUUGGAUUUAAUAGUCAACAUUUGUGCUAUUUCUUGGUUUUCCUGAAGCUGAGGAUGGGGCCAGUCUUUUUCCAGUCCUGGCAUCAGAUGGGGCUGGGCUUUAUCCAGCUCUGGCAUAAGAUGAGGCCUGGCUUUAUCCUGCCUCGGCAUCACUCCAUGACUGUGGCUGGUACUGGGACCUUGGGGCUGCUUGGAGCUGGCACUGGCCCUGCCUGGGGCAGGUGUAACAAAACACCUUCCCAGAGGGUUAGGAGAGGGAUGGGAAGGACUAAAGGAAAGGAUUUUUUUAAAAUGUUUAAUAUUUCCUCUGUCACCACUCUUUGCUUUUGUUUGGAACUGUCCCAUCCAGAGCUGCUCCUCCAUCAUCACUCCUGCCUUCACGGGAUGCUGCCAGAGCAGAGAAUGCUGUGGAUGAAUGGGAAUUGCAAACAUGCCAAAACCACUCCAAAAGGCAUUAUUUAGGGACACGGUAUUUAAGGGCCUGUUUAGUGAUGCUGUGUGAGCACCAGCACAGCCCACCCGGUGCCAGGAGGCUGUUGCCAGCCGUGUCCCCACAAAACCUUUCCAUGCAGUGUCCCCCUUUGGCUCCUCAGAUGCUCCCGUUACUCUGAGACAGGAGUAAGUUCCUUUUCUGAGGCACAUGGGAGCUUUUGGAUGUGCUACCUAGAGGGUUUCUGGGAACAAAAGUUCCAUGCAGACAUAUUUACAAGACGUCUCCUGGAGGAAAGGGAAAUCAAGCCUAAGUUAUUGCUCUUACAGGAGAGCCAGUGGAAUAUUUUUUUUUAAUUAAAACUUUCCAAAAAGAAAAAUUUGGCUGGAACGGUUACUAAAUGUUCCCUUUUUGGGCCAGCUUUAAUAGUGUCGUAAACAUCAGUUUAUUCCAAGACAAAUUAAAGAUAGGAAAUACUUUUUUAAACCAGCCUGACAGGGCAUUUGAUGCUUAAUAUUAAAGUCAUCAGUCAAAGUGAUACGAAAGCUGGGUGGUGGCAUUGCCCAUGAGCAGAGCCUCUCUCACGGUCCCUGGCCUGUCAUUUUGGGCAUUAAACCAAAAAAAAAAGAGGUGGUGCAAUAAUAUCUGUUGGAACCAACGUCGGACAAGCCUCACGGCGCAGCCCUGCCAUAUUUCAGGUCAAGGACACAAGUCUCACAACUCGGUGAGGCCAGGCCACCACGGGCCAGCCUUGGUCCCAGUGUCCCAGUGGCCACUGACACAUGUGGCAUUUCUGAGGUUCCCACAGGCCCGUGGUCAGGCUGUCCUUGUCUCUUUACUGAUUUUCUGGAGUUUUGAAUCGGCAAGUGAAGCAUCUCAGAUGGUUUGAGAGCUCCCAGACUACUGCCAGCGCUCCUGUCACACCUCCCAGUGCCCUGCUGGGGGCUUUGGGUGGGGUGGGUUGGAUCAGGUUGGGUUUGGGAUUGUGUUGGGUUGGAUUUGCAUUGGAUUUGGGUUGGAUUGUACUCAGAUUGGUUUUGGCUUGGUGUUGGGUUGCACUUGGAUUGGGUUCCAUUUGGGUUGGGACUAGGUUGGGUUGGAUUGUGGUUGGAUUAAUUGGGUUGGGCUGGGUUUGUUGGGUCGUGGUUGGGUUUGGGUUGGGAUUAGGUUGAGUUGAAUUGGGUUUGGUGUUGGGUUGUCAUUGGAUUGGGUUGUGUUGAAUUGGAUUGGGUUGGAUUUGGGUUGCGGUUGGACUGGGUUUCCAAAAAAAGCAUCCAAACCCCCUGGUUCAUUGACAGCAGUUCAGCACAUCGAGGGAUCAGGUGGGUCUGUAGCCAAGGGAAGACUUUACCUGCACAAACCCAGAGCCUGGUGGUGGAGGGACGUGGUAUUUUAUCAGCGAGCGUGUGGUAUUUUAAUUAUUCUAAUGAACCAUAAACCUCAAAGCAAUUAUAGUUUGUACAUUUGGGCUAAUUCAAAAUUUUAGCUUUUGGGAAAUAAAGAUUAAAAGCAAAGGGUUUUUUUUUAA